UCGUCCGGAACGGUCAGAAAAAGUGAUUCGAUUGCAAACUGUUCAUAACAGCUGAUCUUGCGAUUAAACAAACACUUGCUAUAAAUCUGGCAAAUUGUCCCGUGUUUGCCAUAAUGGGUAAUGAAAAAGCAAGUGAAAAGUCAUACAAGGCUGAAAGCAUUUACGAUGAUAACCUGAAGAUCUGGACUGGUGGCGAAAGGCAAAGUUUAUUUUCACCCGACCUGUCCAUCGGAGAGAUAAUCUUUCAGGAAAUGGAACGCCACCCGAAUCUCAUCGCUCAGAUCUCCGUAACGGAGGACAGUGUGCUGACCCGGGAAGAGCUUCACAUGAAUGCCAAGCGAGUGGCAAGUUAUAUGCGGAAAAUGGGCCUGGGACAAGAGGACAUCGUGGGAGUCAUGGGCAGGCAAACCACUCACCUGGCGGCUGUAGCUUAUGCCUGUUUCUUCAACGGAACCCCCUUCCACGCCCUUCACAACGCCUAUGAAGAGUCGACUAUCGAGCAACUGUUCGGGCUGACUAUGCCCCGGCUGAUAUUCUGCGAUGGAGAUGAGUUCGAAAAGGUUCGAGCAGCCACUAGAAACCUCCGAGUAAGGAUAGUUACUAUGCGGAAUCAUCCGAAGGGAUCCCUACGAAUCCAGGAUAUUUUGAGCACUCCAGUGGAGGAGAACUUCCAGCCCAUCCGUUUAGAACAUGGUAAUGACCAGACACUGGCCAUUCUUAGUUCUUCCGGAACGUCGGGAGUUCCCAAGGCAGUCACCAUCAGCAACAGUCAUCAGCUCAUUGUGAACAUUCCCAUAGACAGCUCGAUGGUUCAGUAUACAACGAGCACCUUGGACUGGUUGUCGGGUCUAAUGAUGACCAUUGUUUCUGGAGUGUUCAGUACAACUAGCAUUAUUGCAGACCGCGACUUCGAUCCUAAGCUGUUGUGCAGCAUAAUUGAGAUAUAUGAGAUCAAUGCAUUGCUUUUAAAUUCCUCAUAUAUAGCCAGCUUUGCCAACAGUCCGGAUUUUGAAUCGGCAGACCUAUCAUCUCUGAAGUACUUCUUUUAUGGAGGUUCAAACUGUUCCCUGGAUGUUCAGCAUAAAGUGCGUAGCCGUGUUGACCGCGAUUGCUUACACUUUUGUUACGGUGUAACUGAGUUAAACUGCGCUGCAAGCGUUAACUUAAACUUCGACGGAAAACCCAAUUCGGUGGGGCGUCCUGCUAACGGAAUUAAAGUCAAGAUAAUCAACGAACAAGGCGCGGCUCAAGGACCUAAUGAAGUUGGUGAAAUCUGCUUAAAUAGCGGCCAAAAAUGGGCUGGCUACUAUAAGGACGUCGAGGAAACUAAAAAAAUUCUGGACCCCGAAAACUGGAUUCACACCGGAGACCUAGGCUACAUGGACGAAGACGGAUUUCUAUUUGUUAUCGAUCGCCUAAAGGAUAUGCUGAAGUACCAGAACAUCAUGUAUUAUCCCAGCGAGAUAGAGAGUGUCAUUGCCGAAAUGCCAAAUGUUGUGGAGGCAUGUGUCUUUGGGAUAUGGGACCCAGUGAAUGGAGAUGAGGCAGCUGCCUCGGUGGUCAAGAAACCAGGAACCCAACUGGAGGCCCAGGAUGUGGUGGAUUAUGUGAGGAAACAUAUCACUGCCAAAUACAAACAGCUGAACGGAGGGGCUCUAAUUGUGGAUCAAAUCAUUGGAUGUGGGGAUAGGAAAGCCAAUAGAUCAGCUGCCAAAGCUUAUUUUUUACAGAAUUUUAACAAUAAUUAA
Molecule: messenger RNA, 1748 nt
Organism: Drosophila takahashii
Lineage: Eukaryota; Metazoa; Arthropoda; Insecta; Diptera; Drosophilidae
Product: luciferin 4-monooxygenase
Biological process (GO): fatty-acyl-CoA biosynthetic process; long-chain fatty acid metabolic process
Molecular function (GO): long-chain fatty acid-CoA ligase activity
Source: RefSeq, a predicted model, not a curated record